This is a messenger RNA of Paramuricea clavata, 6989 nucleotides long. The record is from the annotation of a GenBank genome assembly. Lineage: Eukaryota; Metazoa; Cnidaria; Anthozoa; Malacalcyonacea; Plexauridae.
AGCUCGGGUUCAAUGAUUACUUAUAUUCGUAGAAACAUGAAGUACAUCAAUCACGAAACACGUGUUCCAAGAUGGCCGUCGUCAGAGAGAGUAAAUUGGAGAAGAAUCAGGUAUUUUUGCGAAAUUUUUCUCCACUACAAUGAGAUCGACAGUUUUUAAUGAAAAUAUUAUAUUCCUUAGAUACAUUGCUACAAAUUUCGUUGUUUUAUAUUCUAAAUGAGGUGGUUUUUCUGGUUUUUUUUUGUAAAAAUUAUUGUGCCAAAUUUUCAUUCAACAUCAUUGGUCACAUGGUGACUAAAAUUGAAUGGUAAAAUAACGGUUUUACCCAUAGGCGUACGGGGGGGUGAGGCUGGGGGGGCUGCAGCCCCCCCCAAUUUUUUGAGAAUUUAUCCUAUUCGGGCAAAAAAUGUCUUGUCAUUCGGGCAACGACGGUCUGGUGGUUAGACGAAUAUAUUGAUCCAUAAAGCGGAACAGAAGUAUUAUUUCAACAAGUUCAACUUUUACAGGUUUAAUCAUGCACUGUAAAUCUGUAAUGGCAACGUUUGUGUAUAUUUAUUACUACCAUAGAUCGCAUAGCUGGAUUCAAGCAUGUUGCGUCAGGUUAACAUUUAUUAGAGGUCAAGUGCUCUAACUUAAUCGGAUUUGGUUUUGAUUUUUACGCACAUACCACUGCAGACGUAUAAAAUCCCCACAUAAUCGGCUAGAACGAAGGAACAAUUGCCAUGGCUACUAAUAAAAUGUCACUACUGUAUUCAUGCCUAUGUUCAGUAGUUUACCUAGCAUAAUGUAGGCUAUACAACUAUUAAACUAUAUAAGUAUAUAGUAUAUAGCUGCACAUAUUGUGAAGGUGCGGUAUAAGUGUGCGUAGUAACAAUCGGAUCAGUAAUGUUUAUCUCCCUUGAUAGCAUUGGUUGCUAAAUACAGUCUCUGGCCCUGGGCGGCACCGCGGCUAUGACACACCAGUCACUGAAAAUAGAUACACAUUAUAAUUGACAUUGACGUAUUAACCGUACAAAUACUGUACAAUGACCUUAGUCGGGCAGAUAGAAGGAAAAAACUUACGUUAUCGUGGGACAAUUCCAUUUUGCCUUCAUAUAUAUCGUGCCCUGAAGGCUAGUUAGUACGUUUCUGUAUGUUGGCCGCGUUGACAUUUCUUGUGGGCUCCUGCCGACACGUUUUUCUUCGAAUGUUGUAUUAAACACUAUUACAGUUAAAAAAUGUGAAAUUUCAAAUACAUUUCUCACACAAAUUACUUACAUCAUUUGAAAGCUUGCAAAAAACUACAUAUAAGACAUUUACACAGUUACCCGGGUUUUUCAAGUUAUUCUUGAGUUAUGAGCUGUUGAAUGCGUGUUUUCAGACUAGUGCCCAGGAAUUUUGCGAGAUUUUGGCUUAUUUGUCACAUUUGAAACGGCAAUAACUCGAAAACCGCUUGAGAAUCCACACUAACCAUUUAAACGUUUAAUAUGUAGUUUUUUGUUAGCUUUAUAUUGAUGCAAGUCAUUUGUAUUAGAAAUGUAUCAGAAAUUUCACAUUUUUUAACUGUAAUAUCUAGAGUUUAAUACAAAAUUCGAAGAAAAACGUGUCGGCAGGAGCCCACAAGAAAUUUUAACGCGGCCAAUAUACAGAAACGUACUUAUUAGCCUUCAAGGCACAAUAUGAAGCCAAAAUGGAAUUGACCCACGAUAUAGUAAGUUUUCCGUAAUUUUGGUCCUCUAUCUGCCUGAUAGAUCCAGUGAUGGAAUCAUCGGAUCCAUCCCAGUCGAAAAUCAAUACUUUCUUUGUAAAAAGUAACAUGACAACCAAGGACAAUGACCCGCAGUAUGAUCUAACCGUACUUGGAACUGAAUCGAGUGGUAGUAAGUAUUCUGCAGUCACGGUGUCUUUUGAUGGAGAUCUAUCUGAGAAAAAUGUGAAGGAACCCAUGAGCGAAGAUCAAACGAAACCAAUGACAACGUUCAUUGAUGUUGAUGAAUUAAAUUCACUGUCACAGCUCAGAGAAAAUAGUGAACAGAAUACGGUGACGGACAGUGAAAAUGUUACACCAUCUUUAGGUCGAAACGCGGACAGCUAGGGUUGCCUUCCUCCUCAACUUUAAUCUCUUGCUCUUUAUCCUCGCCUUUUACCGUGUCCCAUAAAAUUUCCACCUUUUUAAAUUUCUAUAUAAUCGUAAUUUCUUUAGGUUUUUACGUACAUGUUCAUGACAGCCAGGAGUCGGAGUUAAAAAAUUAAGAACAACAAUUUUUGGAAUACUGGUCCUCUCAUUAUUUAAGCUACACAAUGUCUUGUACCAGUACUUGUCCAAUUACCCAUUUUAUACCAAAAAAUGUUGUUACGUUAGUAACUUUCUCUUUCUUUGUGAAUCGUAAUGCCAUAUAUUUAGCUUAUAAUUGAAAUGGCUAGGGACGACAUAUUUCUUUUUAUAUCAAUCUUCAAAGGAAAGGCUUUCAUUUGUAGUCGUCUUAGAUUAUAUAAUUUUAUGAUGACGUCACGAAAUCUAUGACGUCAUGUCAUUCGGGCAAAUUCAGCCCAGCCCCCCCCAAAAAUAAUGUGCCCGUACGCCUAUGGUUUUACCCGAAAUGGUUAUAUUCUUUUUAAGGUGAUAUUAGAAAUCGCCUUUUAACCUUAAAGAUGCGGUACAGUCUGUAUGUAAUGCACCUAUCAAUGUUAAUCCCGAGGGAGGGGGGGUCGGGCAAGGGGUGGGGAUUUGACAUUUUUACAAAAAAAAAUGUCAAAUGCCACUCCCUCGGGAGAAAAUUCCUGGGCAAAAUUCCCCACCCCCGGGAUGAAAUUGUAUUACUGAAGUAUUUGGUUUCUGGUGCACUCUAUAUGUCAGGUGAUAGGGAAAUUACACAAAUACAUUUGGCGGUAUAAUUUAAAAGUAUAACAAACAUAAAGAACGUUUCAAAAUAACUUAAAAUACUCAUUAAUAAUUUAUAUACCUUGCGCCACACGUGGUGUAGUGGACUGGAACACAGGCUAAUAAAACACAGUAUUCUUAUAUAAUUAUAUUGUCAGUAUUCUAAUAUAAUUGUUCGCCCUAAUUAGUAUUCUUUUGUACUCGUAUUUUAAGUUUAAGUUUAUAUCUGAUAAAACACACUCCUACUCGUGUUUUAAAUAGUACAUAACGUGAACUUUUAAUAUACAAGUAUAAAUCGAUAUUAAUAUAAUUAUAAAAUGGCUUUUAAGUGUUUAUUUCUUGUCCAGAAAUUUCCAUAUUUCUUGUAAAAACAACGCGCGAGACAGCGAGCGAUAAACUAGUGCCCAGUCUUCAGUUUGUUCCUGACUCUUCCACAGUCCCUCGUUACCUUUUAGUGCGGGAGGAUAUGCCCGUUCGCGGGUUAGGCGUUGACAGCUACAACGCGGGCGACUGGGGACGAGUCAGAGUUUGUUCUAAAAUUGGCUCAGGUUUCUUCAGUAUAUCGUCUGAGAUCAGUGUUAAUCUGUCAAAAAUCCCCACCCUCGGGCCACUUAGAAAAAAAGUGUCAGUCCAAAUCCCGACCCAUGGGACCACCUGAUUGAUCAAAUCCCCACCCUUUGCCCGACCCCCGCCCCCUCGGGGUUAACAUUGAUAGGUGCAUAAACAAAGGCUUUGUUUUUUGUUUACAUUUCGGUAUCCAAAAUAUUGAAUUUUAUUCGACAACUACUUAUAUUUUCAUGGUUCUAGAGUAUAAUAAAUUAAGAAGAGACGACAAUCAAGCUUUGCAAGAACAUAAAAUGAAAUAAAAACCUAAAUAAACUGUUUGUAAAUAAAAAGAAGGCUCCUUUGUGCACAUGCGCAGAGCCGCAGAUCGUACCGCAUCUUUAAACUGAGCAUUUUUGAACUGAAUUGUGUGUAUAACAUAGUCUAAACAGCUUUUCAAAUUAAUACUGGACAUACAAAAUAGCCAGCUUUGCAGCUUUCAUUUUACAAUUUGAGCAACCCAAAGGGAGUGUGGGGGAAUGCUAUCCUCCCAUUAUUUUCACUGGGGGAACAGCAUUCCCCCUGACAAAACUCAAACAUGUGGGCCUGGCAUCCCCCUGACUAGAGUCAAUAGCCACUGCACAGGCAGAAGAUGCUAGACAUGCAUGUUUCAGCAUUCUAUGCCUCGUUAGUGCAGCUUGGUACACGUCUAGAUAUGUGAUGACCACCAUAUUGAUUCCCAUGAGCUUGCUCUCACCAAGCACAGUGACAAUGCAACAAGUGCCAUCUGGCCAGAGUGCUCAAACAACCACAAGGGAAGUGAGUUUUGCAUUAAAUCCCCACGCCCAAUUAAGUAACCACUCCAUUUUCACGAGCGUAAACGCUCUAAUAUUAUCAUGCUUGUUUUGUAAAGGUUGAACUGGCUGUUCCAGCCUUAUUGAAAUAUCUCGAGAAAACAAGAAGUAAAGAGAUGAGUUUACUGAAUGAGAACGAAAUAAUUUGGUUACAGCUUGCAUUGAAAAAAAUCCCAGAUCCCGACAAGAAGCCAAAACGAAUGUACGUAGAUUUUAGGACGAGGCAGUUCACAGUAAAAACCAAAAACUGUCUGAAAAAAAAUUGUUAUAACUUCUGUCAAAAUAUACUACAGUUAGAUUAAACUUCAUGCUACACAUUCAAGACUUUAGUUUAAAAACAGUUGUAUUAAUGGUAUAAUACUGACUUGUAAGCGGUAAGCCACCAGUAGUUGUGCUACUUUCUCACAUUAAUGAAGUUAUUACUGUUUGAAAGUUGGAAGUUUUGUCAGAAAAUGUUGAGCAAUUAUGCUGAUGAUCAUACCCUAAUAUGUAAUGUAGCCGUUUUAGGCUAUGCUUUUCUUGGCUUUAUUAUUUGAAAUUUUGUAAUAAUUGUUAAUGUACAUUGAAAUUUAUUUUAUGAAAUAGACCACUCCCAAAUCCAUUGUAUUCAAAAUCUACUGACGUAUGUCUAUUGUCAAAAGAAAAAGGCUCAAAUGUAAAAAAGCUCUUGAACGAGAAAGGAGUUACUUCAAUCAUGAAGGUUUGUUCAAUUAUGGCUCAUUCCAAAAAAAAUUAUAAUUUUUUUUAGACAUUGUUCUUGUUUUCUGAUAGGUUAUUCCCAUAAAAAAGCUGAAGACGCACUACAAAUCGUAUGAAUCUAGACGACAGUUGUUAACCUUGUAUGAUGUCUUUUUAUGUGACAACAGAAUAUACCAUCUACUGCCAAAGUUACUUGGCAAGGAAUUUUAUCGGAAGAAAAAGUAAGGCUCAAAAUAUUGCAUAUUGCAAUAUUAUGAAAAGGGGUUUAUAUCAUGAAUCUGUAAGAAUAGUUUGGUGAUAGUCUUUUUAGACCCGGCCUUGGAAUGUUGUUUAAUGUAUUAGAACUGAUAGAGCUAUCCAUUCCAGUAAAUAUUUAAGUUUGUUUAGUUCAAGUUUCCUCCUGUAGUAACACUGCAGCAACGAAAGAUGAUCCUUACUGCAGGGUGCGAUCAUUCAAGAUUUCUAGUCGUACCUGACUGGUACGCCAAUGGUUGUUGCCGCGUACUUGCGCUGGAACAAACUCAGUACUCAAUGUGUACUUAGUCUUUAAAAUAAGGUUCAUAAAGUACAGGUUUCUGAAAAGUAUGUUCAGACCACGAGGUAGCAAACGGAGUUUUGCUAUUUGAAAAGGGAGUUUUGCUAUUUGAAAAGGGUGUUUUGCUAUUUGAAAAGGGAGUUUUGCUAUUUGAAAAGGAAAUGCACCUCUAAGGAGAACAGUUUAGAACUGACGGAGCUAUACAGUUUAAGUUUACUCCAGCAGUAACACUAUCAAAUUUAAGGGAUGAUGACCGAUGAUCCUUACUGGACCUCUAAGGAGAACAAUUUAGAACUGAGAGAGCUAUCCUGUAUAAAAGAAGCUAGUUUGGUUUAUUCUGCUGGUGAAAUCUGACAAAGACAUCCAAGUGACUCAUCCAAUUUCAAUGUACAAGAAUUAAAUGUCUUCAAGAAUUGUUGCCAAUCUCCACACCUUGAGAAUAUUUCUGUGCAUUGCAUGUAAGGGGCAUUGUUAUUAUUCUUCAGGUUUCCAAUGCCAAUUGACGUAAACAAGAAAGAUCUAAGUGAAGAGAUCAGCAGAGCAUUGCGAUGUACAUUAAUCUCGGUCGGUCACGGAUCUUGCAGGUCAGUAUUACUAUUAUAGAUGAAGUCUUUAAACCUAUUGAGCACCAGCGCUCUUCUGUUGAUGUUCUCAUUUGACUGGGCAAGAGAAUUGAGAAAUCUCUCAUGCAAACUCUCGCUUCUCAACUCUCAUCAACUCUCAUGCAACUCUUGUUCUCGUUUGACCGGGGCAUGAGAGUUGAGAAAUCUCUUAUGCAAACUCUCGCUUCUCAACUCUCGUCCGAGGUUUUAAUGGUUCAAGGAGUUCUGUACUUCUGUUUUCUGGACAGUGUUUUUAAUGCACUCUUUUCUGCUUAUAUGUUGUUUAUCUUUAUAACUUUACGACCUCUUCUGUGACUUCUUAUAGUGCAAUUCGUGUUGCCCAUACCGGAAUGAGCCCUGACGAAAUCAUUACUAACAUAAUGGAUGGUGUAAGUGAAAUAGCCAAGAUAAUCCCCCGUGGUUGGACGAACAUUCAAUCAUUAAAUAUCAAGUCGUCAAACUCUAUCGCUCUACCCAUCCAUACCUCACUGCCUGACAAUAUCGAGGCCAUCUUGAAAGAACCACGGACGCAAAAGAGAAAAGUUGAGGACAAAACUAAAGCGAGAAAAAGUAAAAAGAAGAAAUUAGAUGAAGAUGUUAGCGUUGAUGAUGACGAUGGCAAAGAUGACGACAGUGACUAAAAAUUAAAAUAAAUUCUUAACAAAAUGUGUAAAGAACGUAUGGAAUAAUGGAUAAAACACACGGAAACAGAGUGAACAGAUUCUGAAUAAGAUAAAAUGUUCCACCCAAGAUUUGAAAACAACAACGAUCGGAGACAAAAGUUUCAAAGUGAUAUUUCAAACAUGUUUCAAAUUCAUCACCAUAAUGCCUAGGUUCACUUGUGUAAAAUUAGUCUGAAAAUGAUUUUGUAGGAAAUUGAGAAUAGCACUUUGAAA